Necator americanus (New World hookworm) is the source of this 378-nucleotide messenger RNA. RefSeq lists its product as uncharacterized. The transcript has a single exon. Bases 1 to 378 code for a protein of 125 amino acids. The record is from RefSeq and is a predicted model, not a curated record. NCBI's taxonomy places the organism in Eukaryota, Metazoa, Nematoda, Chromadorea, Rhabditida, Ancylostomatidae.
AUGGAUAACGCGUCUGCCUACGGAGCAGAAGAUUGCAGGUUCGAAUCCUGCCGUGGUCGAGAACUUUUCGCUCCUCGCCUUUUUCGUCUGCGAAUCUCCGUUGGUGUGCCACGAUAUCCAUCCACAGUAGGCCGCGUGGCGCAAUGGAUAACGCGUCUGCCUACGGAGCAGAAGAUUGCAGGUUCGAAUCCUGCCGUGGUCGAGAACUUUUCGCUCCACGCCUUUUGGUCUGCCAAUCUCCGUUGGUGUGCCAUGAUAUCCAUCCACAGUAGGCCGCGUGGCGCAAUGGAUAACGCGUCUGCCUACGGAGCAGAAGAUUGCAGGUUCGAAUCCUGCCGUGGUCGAGAACUUUUCGCUCCUCGCCUUUUGGUCUGCUAA